Messenger RNA from Amoebophrya sp. A120, 5002 nucleotides. Lineage: Eukaryota; Dinophyceae; Syndiniales; Amoebophryaceae. The record is from the annotation of a GenBank genome assembly.
CCACGUUUCCCCAUACCAUACGGAUAUAUCACAAUUCAUUCCCAGCGACACUCAUCAUGCACAUAUUUCUUCGACGGCCCUACAUAAAAUGGACUUAAUCCAUUAGAAAUAAAGGAAACAUACCUACGUAUUUUUUAUCUCCGGCGACAUAGUAACUUUUACCGCGUAGCAGGCGUAGUACUGCCACUGUUUUGUCGGUGGGGACGCCUGCUCUGGUGCCAGGACCUUGGUUUUUCACUUAAGUAGCGGGCUUUUUGCGGCUCCCCGCGGCCUUUGUAGAUACUUACAACGAAGCCAGCUCGUAAGAAGCGCAACAUAGCGCCUCCGGUAUUUUUUCCACCUCGCGCGCGCACUCUGCAGGUAUGGCAGGAGGCCCGCUGCAAGUUUUCUUCCGGAGUGAACCAGUCGCGCGCUCGCGCGGGGCCACCGACGAACAUCGAGACGGUGGAUGUACGAGCUUUGUUACCUGCAGUUGGUGACGCCCGGAACAGGUCGAAACUCUUAUCUUCCAGCAGAAGGAUUAUGCGUGCUGCAGAAUGAUCGUAGUCGUACGAGUUCACCUCUGACCUGUACGCGAGCGCACGUGUCCACCUCCACUCCAGGAGGAAGCACCGGGAGAACAAGUCUGUUCCUCAGGAAAACUACUUAUAGUUCGCGACGACGUCUUCGCCCAGUAGUUUUACGAGCGGGGAAGUACUUGUAGUAGAGCUCUUGAUGCGAAACAGGUUUUGUCACUUCGAGAUUCAAGAUCUCCUCACAAGUCCGGCAACAUGGAAAAUGAACCCGACACAAACGCGGUGUCCGCUACGGAGCCGCUGCAAAAUGGCGAACAACAACAAAACAAGUCGAAGCACACGGUGCAGCCCUGUACCGGGCACCAGCUGCCGAAGCAGGUGGUGGAAAUCAUGGUCCAGGUCCCUGCGGGCAACAGCGCGCACAACCAUUUCCGCACGCCGACCCACGCGUCAGCGAGCAGCGGUACUUCUACCGCGUUGCAGCUCGGACUAGGUGGGGCAUUCCACCACAAGCUCUCCACGGUGGACGAGAACGAGAUGCUGCUGGACGGGGCGGACAGCGGCACCACCUCCUGGCUCGCGACCGGAGCGGGAGGGAACAAGAAGAGUAAAACCACCUCUCGGGGCGGGUCGAAACAUGCGAAAAACGCCGGGUCCGCAGAUCUGACGAAUACAAACGACAACCAGUCCUCUGCGUCUUCGGACGAUGUGGGAGACGCGCGGACCCGGUCGAAGCAGCAGGUGCACCUUUUGGAAACCCUCUCCAGCGCGAGUUCCGACCAGUCCGGGCACAAAAUGCAGAAUCUCUUCUCGGCGCAGCUUUCCCCCUCCGACGUCACCAGCACCACGAGCCAACAGCAGGAGGCAUACCCGCUUUCCUUGAAGAUGCUCGAGGCAACAUCGCAUUCGAACAUCUUUUCAGCAAGUCACGCGACAAGCCUCCAGCAGAGCCUGGACUUGCAAUUUGAAGUGAACGAAGACCGGGAGGGCGUCGUGAAGUUGUUCACGGAGUAUCAAAGUGAAAAGCGCCUGCCCCCAUGCCCGGGAGUUUCAGAUGGUUUUGUUGCAUCAGGUUUUGUUGAUUUUCAUCAUCCUAACUGCGAGCUGCUUUGUCGAUGCCAUCUAGUAGAGAAGUAGUUUCUACUUCGCCUAUAAAAGAUUUGUAGUAGAGAAAUCUUGUUACGGCUUCAGAAUCGAUGGGCUUUCUGCACCAAUAAAAUUAUGUUGCUAGCAUGUUGGCGGUGACUAAUGUGAAGCAGCUCUCCGAUAAGUUCUCAGAUAUAAGGGCGUUUUUCACUUUGAGACGUAGUGGGGCGGCUUCACAGAGGGGUGCAUCGCGGACUGGAAUCACGGUGAAUACGAGACUGCAACCUUUGCCAUUCGGCACAUGAAGUCUGGCGAGAUCCUCUGUGCCGCGGGUAUGACGACGAAGGGCUUGGCGAACGAACCAACCGAGGUCGGCGCAGCAGCAGGAGAUGUAGAUGGCCCAGCAACAAUGCAAAUAAACCCGAACCUCAUUCUCGCGAAGCCCGGGGUGCGGUCGACGCGGGUAACUCGCUCACAGACCGUGCAACAGCAGCAAAGACGGGCAGCCGCGGCGCUGGGCAAGAAGGGGAAGGGAAAGCAAGGAAAACAGUUCUUUUCUCAUAAGGGAAACAGCACGUCCUUUUUGCCGGAUGAUUUGCACCGGGCGUCCACCGAUCCAAAUUUCGUCUGGGAGGAUGAUGACGACGACGACGACGAUUUUUACUACGAGAAUAUCCCCGGAGAAGAGGAGGAUCAGGCGGAUCAGCAGCCAGAACAAGGCAACGAAGCGGGCGGGAGCAUCAACCAGGACGCUGCAGCAGACAUGGCGUCGGCGUCGGUGGCGUCCAGCAAAAAUCAGAAAAACAAGAAAAAGAAGGGACCGGGCGCUUCGAUGAAAACGGUGCAAAUUAUAGAACCGUCGAGCAAACAGCAGGCAGCGAAGGCAACAACCGGCCGGCGGCGAAAAAUCUCCCGUAAAACGGUCUUGACGCUUUUCGCUACCGCGAAGGCGUGGAGGAGAAUGGGCAUGGCGGAGCUGUAUGGUUGGGGACACAGGGCUAAAGAUGUUUCUGCUAGAAUCUGGUGAGGAGCCUCAACACCGUCAAGCCUGUGGUUAGUUGUCAUUGCGACGGGAAGAUGAAGAAAUUAGCGCUUGGGUUUAUGAUGUAAACUGCGCAUGAUCCACAACUUCGUCCCGAGGAUCAUAUUGCAAUUUGGUUAAUGAUGAAAUCAUGCUAUUAUACCAAUUUGGGUACUUAGCUGUGUCCUCCACUACUCAGUUUUAGCUCAACAUUUUUGCCACAUGUGUUUCCCCAGUCGAUACCCGCCUGGUUUGGUUUAUCAAAAGGACUUACAGCGGCUACAAAUCCAGCCCGAAGGUGCGCAAGAUCAUCAUUCCCGCGACGCAACCCGCGCUGAAGUUCUGGAAAAAAUGCGGCGCCACGGACUUGCAGUUCAAGGACACGGACGCGAUCGCCCGCCUGAACUACCGCAGAUGCACCCUAAUGGAGCUCAAGACCGCGGGUUGGGAAAGCGGACUGCUGCGCGAGAUGACUCUGUAUUUGAUUGACUCUUUCUUGGGGAAUUUCUGUCCUUUUUGUGCGCAUGCCGCAGUUCGGCUCUUGUGUCGUGUGUGAUGUAGUAGUACAAUUGCUGGUGCUCUAGUGCUGUUUCCUUUAGAUUUGCAAUAAUCGACCAAAGUUAAAGUAGAGUGCAGUUGCACUAACAACCUUUGAUAUGUUGCGCUUUUUAAGAACAUGUUGACUUGGUCGUGAAAAAGUUUAGAUUUUUCAUUGGAGAAACCUUGCUAGAUGUAGCGCUUUGCCCUGUCUCGUGAUGAAUGUAUGCUGGAGGAAAAAUCACUACUAUAGGCCCAUGAUCGCUUUGCGCGCCGAGUUUUCCCGACUGGUGAACUACGUGAAAUUUGGGGAGAGCGCCGAGGACCUGACCACCAUCCUGACGGAGUCGUCCGGUAACGCGAUCAGCAACCGCUGCCCGGACGACGGGCAAACGCUGCUGUUCGACGCAGUGCAGAAGAAGGACCCGCAGCUUGCCUUCGAGUUCACGCGGACCUUGGUGGAGGCCGGCAAUUUGUGGGCCGAGGUGAACGCGCACGUCGAGCCGGGCGAGCUCCAGCAAAAUAAGCCGAUCGGUGUUUUUUUGCCCAAGCAAGGAGGAACGCUGGACCACGAGGAAAUCGUGGCUCCUGCCGCCGCGCAGGUCGGUCGGUCGGCAAAAAGUUCCAAGUCGUCCGCCGCCCCCUCAAACCACCCGCACGAGGGAGCCACCACGACGUCGACCAAAAGCAAAAAGAUGAAGCGCGCCCCGCGGAACGCCGGGGCAAGCAAGAAAACGGCCACGGCAGGGGCACUGGAGGUAGAAAGCGCGGCCGCGUCGCCACCGGAGGGCGAGGGGUUUCACCUGUCGCUCAACGUGCUUGACGCGACCAACACCUCCGCUACCCCGUUCAGCAAGAAGUCCAACGAGCCGGACCCGCGGGCGGCGAUGGAUCCGGGGGCCAUACCAGCGGGUCUUCUUGGCGCAGGAGCAAAGAAAGGAACCACUACGGCUGCCUCGACAGUGACUCGAUCCUCCGACGGGGAAGCACUUAUUGCUUCGCCGGGUGUAGUUUUUGCAGGCCACAACAGAAUUCCCGUCGCAACCUCGCACAUAGUGAUCGAACACACGCGACUGGACACGCGGGUGCGGGUGCAGACCAGUCCGAUCGGCAAGCGGUUGCACGACGCCUUGCGGCACCAGAAGGAGAGCAAGGAGUUCCCCACGCUCGACGUGAACGCGUGGGACAUGAACGAGCAGACGGCGCUGUUCUACGCCUGCAACUUCAACGACCGGGUCGAUGUGAUCGCGUACCUGCUGAAAAAGUUUGCCAACGUGAACCACGUGGACCGAAACCGCGAGACUUGCCUCUUCUACGCCUGUCGUCGCGGGAACCCGCGCACGGUGCAGGUGCUCCAGGAGCUGGGGAACGUGAACUACAAACAGAGGAACUGGAAGCUGUUGCUCGCCUUCGACUACCCGCUGCAAAAGGGCGUGUCCGCGGGGGCCGCCGGGGGGAGUAGGGCCGGGGACGGUGCUGGCGUUCAACCCGGCCCAGCCGCGGGAGACCACCAGCCGCGGGAAGGAGAAAGUGAUGAAGCGAACAACCGGGAGCCCGUGGCCGACUUCGUCGGGACAAACAGUAGUGCCACCGCCGGCGCCGGUGGACUACAGCCACAGGGGUCGGAGUGGCGCGACACGCAGGAGGCGUGCUUGGCGUCCUACUUUUACGACGGGCAGAAGAGAUCCAGCCUGCCAGAUUCCGAGCUUCCGCAAUUUGUCUUGGACAACCGCGCGCGGCGCAACCUCGGGUGCGAUGGCUGGAUCAAGCGGGCGCAGCAAAUGCGGGAGGAGGAGCGGCGGCGGGAGGCGGAGCGGCAGGCGCAGGUCGCCGCGCGAACCGG